Molecule: messenger RNA, 1419 nt
Organism: Ciona intestinalis (vase tunicate)
Lineage: Eukaryota; Metazoa; Chordata; Ascidiacea; Phlebobranchia; Cionidae
Product: ribosome-recycling factor-like
Biological process (GO): translation
Cellular component (GO): mitochondrion
Molecular function (GO): ribosomal large subunit binding
Source: RefSeq, a predicted model, not a curated record
AUUUUACAGACAUUCUAUAAGCAUGUUUACUCCUUAAUAUAUUCCAUUAUUACAGAUGUGUUUAAGUUCGUACAGAUUUAAAGCAUACUAACAUUUUAGUAGUUGACUUUAUAUCAUGAGCCUUUUAUGUCAAAAAUGCAACCAGUUCAUUCAAUUUCGAUAUGUCAUUCGAACAUUAUCGCAAGUUACUACACAUGUCCAUACACCAAGGUUAAUCAAGUGUGAGGAUAUUCUGACAAAAUCGGUUGCCCUUACUCUCAGCCUACCGUCAAUAACUCGUCAAAUACACACAACCACGUUUCUAAGAAAAUCUAAAUCAAAGAAAGGAAAAACACAGAUGAAGAUUCGAGAAGUAAUCAGACCAAGAGAUGCAGAGGAAGUCUUAGAUUUACUAGAAGUGGAAAACGAAAUGAAGAAGUGUGUUCUGUUUCUUCAGGAUGCCUAUACAAAAGAGUUUAAAGUUGGAGCGGACUUAUCCAUAUUUGAACAAAUGACAAUAAACAUUGAGAAUGACCAAUAUCCGCUCAAUGAAAUUGGGCAGAUCAGCAAACCAACUCAGAGAAUGAUAGUUGUGGAUAUGGAGAGCUUCCCACAAUAUAUUAAAGAAGCUGAAGCUGUGAUUCGUGAUAGCAACAUGAAUUUAAAUCCAAAUACCACUGGUACAUUGAUUAAAGUUGCAAUCCCCCAAGUUACAGCCGAGUACAGACAACUAGUUGCAAAAAAAGCAAAAGAAAGGCUAAAUUUGUGCAAUGAAAAACUUCGAAAUAUUAAAGCAAUGAAUGAAAAGUUAGCAAAGAACCACGAAGGUUUGACGGAAAAUCUUGAACAUGGAAUUAAAGAACAACUUUCGGUUUAUUUGGAACAUUAUAAAACAAAGGCCAUGGAGGUGUACAAGGCCAAGGAAAAGGAAUUGCUGCACCCUUCAUAGAUUCAAAUUCUUAUUAAUUUCGAACAGUCAAUACACUAACUUGUAUAAUUUGUUUGUGAUUUUUAACAAAUCCUAGGUAAACACUAAACAACUGGGGUCUGCUUAAUUUUAAAAAGUUUUAUAUUUACUUUUUACUAAUAGCAUUUAACUCCAUGCCUAGAAAAAAAAAUUAUAGGAGCUAACUUGUGCACCUCCUGUUAUAAUCAACUACUAUUAUGCAUGAGCCGAAAUGUUAGAUUCACCCGUGCGCUUCUAUCAUGAUAUUCUUUGGGAACCCUGUGUUGCCAGUCAUGUUGCGUGGCACCUGUCAUGAGCAGCAAGCUUCCAUGCGUAAGUGGUACACGUAUCCUCUUACAGUACGUUAAGUCCUCAUCAGUUUUCUGGAAGUGCGGUCAUGUUAUGCGUAAUCAAAUAUGAUAAGAGUCAUGUUUGGAAAUUCCCAUAAAACUAUUUUUAAACAUUACACGUUUUUCAAGAAUGUGUAUGGAGCA